AUGGCAGCUGUCGCAACAAACGGCGAUUCCACCGUCCUCGACGACAUCAAGCCCCCGGCCGGCGUCGUCCUCCCCCCUCGCGAGAUCCGCAAUGUCCUCGAGAAGACGGCCGGCUACGUCGCGCGCAACGGUAGCGUCUUCGAGGAUCGCAUCCGCGACAAGGAGCGCCAGAACCCAAAGUUCAGCUUCCUUAACCCCACCGAUGCCUAUCACCCCUUCUAUCAAUGGCGCCUCAACGAGGUCAAGGCCGGUCGAGGGACUGCCAUUGCGGCUGGUCGCGCUGAGGACGCGGGCUCCGCGCCCGAGAAGCCGCAGGGCCCGCCUAAGCCUCCGGACUUCCAGUUCUCUGCGCGCAUGCCCAGGAUCAACCAGAAGGAUCUAGACGUCAUUCGCCUAGCAGCGCUUUUUGUCGCCAAGAACGGCCGCCAGUUCAUGACCCAGCUGGCCCAGCGCGAGGCUGGCAACCCUCAGUUCCAGUUCCUCAUCCCCAACCACACCUUUCACAACUUCUUCCAGCACAUCAUCGACCAGUAUACCACACUCUUGAGGGCGAGCGGACUUGGUGGCGAGGGUGGAAAGCUGCAGGAGGAGCGCAUGAAGGGUCUAGAGACCAAUAUCGAAGACAAGUUCCUUGUCCUCAACCGCGCCAAGCAGCGAGCCGAGUAUAUCAAGUUCCAGGAGUCCGAGCGGCAGAAGAAGGAAGAGGAGGAAGAGAAGGAGAAGGCGGAUUUCGCCCAGAUCGACUGGGGAGAUUUCGUCGUCGUGGAAACAAUCACAUUCAACGACGCAGACGAGCAGACCAACCUACCACCUCCGACCAACCUAUCCGAGCUCCAGUACGCCUCCCUUGAAGAACGAAACAACGCCUCCAUUAGCUCCAAUCUGCGCAUUGAAGAGGCCAUGCCCGGCGAGGACACCGCCUACAACGCAUCCCCUGCUGUCGCGCAACCCUAUGCCCUCCCCGUCCACCCCGGAUUCGCCCCUCAGCAGCCAGUCUACCAGCCCCAGAUGCCUCCACCCUCACAACUCUACCCCUCAGGGCCGCAACAACCGCACCGAUCUGCCCAAGAGGAGGAAGAGGAGCGCCGGAUCCAGGAGCGCGCAGAGGCGCAGGCCAGGAAGCAGCAGGCACAUACCGAGGCUCGUGGUGGUGGUGCUCCGAUGAAGAUCAAAGAGAACUACGUGCCGCGCGCAGCGCAGAAGGCUGCCAACAGGCAGGGUGCCCAGAUGGCCUUGUGUCCCAACUGCAAACAGCAGAUCCCCAUGAACGAGCUCGAAGCCCACAUGCGAAUCGAGCUCCUGGACCCGAGCUGGAAGGAACAAAAGGCCAAGGCCGACUCUCGCUACUCCGCUUCGACUCUAUCCCACGUCGAUGUGGCCAACAACCUCAAGCGCCUCGCCAGCCAGCGAAGCGAUGUCUUCGACCCCGUCACCGGACAGGCUCUUUCCGAGGAUGAGCUUGCCCGUAGGAAGAAGGCCGCCAUCCACAGUUUCGAUGGCAACCCAGACGUCAAGGCACAGGCACAACUCGGUCAUAUGCAGAAUGUCAACGUCGAGGAACAGAUUCGCGCCAUCCACCAGAAGUUUGCCGACAAGAAGUGA
Messenger RNA from Ilyonectria robusta, 1602 nucleotides. Its product is annotated as Pre-mRNA splicing factor PRP21 like protein-domain-containing protein. The coding region runs from base 1 to 1602 and encodes 533 amino acids. Gene Ontology annotation, cellular component: U2-type prespliceosome; U2 snRNP; catalytic step 2 spliceosome. Gene Ontology annotation, molecular function: RNA binding. Lineage: Eukaryota; Fungi; Ascomycota; Sordariomycetes; Hypocreales; Nectriaceae. The record is from RefSeq and is a predicted model, not a curated record. Gene Ontology annotation, biological process: mRNA cis splicing, via spliceosome; regulation of alternative mRNA splicing, via spliceosome. The transcript is spliced from 2 exons.